Molecule: messenger RNA, 1649 nt
Organism: Cicer arietinum (chickpea)
Lineage: Eukaryota; Viridiplantae; Streptophyta; Magnoliopsida; Fabales; Fabaceae
Product: AT-hook motif nuclear-localized protein 20-like
Cellular component (GO): nucleus
Molecular function (GO): DNA-binding transcription factor activity; minor groove of adenine-thymine-rich DNA binding
Source: RefSeq, a predicted model, not a curated record
UGAACAAAACUUCUUCUUCAUUUGUUCUCCUCAAACAGUUAGUUUCGUGUUCUUCUCUAAUUAAAUUAAUAAAUUAUUAUUAUUAGACCUUGUCUCUCUGUCUGUCAUCUAUUUCGGUUUAGUUUUUGUCUUUGUAGUAGUAGAGUCUGUCAGAGGUUUUUAGAUUAGAAUAAACAAAACAAAGAAAUUCGAUAACACUUCUCCAUCGUCUGAUCUUAAAUCCUUCAAACCCUUUACUUGAUUCCCAUCCACUAAUUGCAUCUAAUUCUCUCUUCAAACCACCUCACUUUCCUCUACUGUUACAUGAAUUGAAGAGCAUCAUAUGUUAGGUUAGUUCAUAAACAUAUAGUUAUCCCUUUUCUUUCUUUUCACUGAGACUUUGACUUUUUUUCUUUCUUUUCUCUUAAUUUCUCUCUCUAUCUCAUGGAUCACAACAACAAGUGAAAUCAAACAAAACAAAACAAAUCAACAUCAUCUAGUAGCAAUUCUGGCUAAUCCUUGGUGGACAAUUCAAGGUGGGUUAUCUGGGGUUGACCCAGGAACCCAUUCACCCAAUCUUGUAAACAAACACCACAACACAAUCAACGAAGAAGAAGAAGAAGAAGACGACAACCAUGAAGAUGAACCAAGAGAAGGUGCAGUUGAAAUCGGAAACCGCAGACCAAGAGGAAGACCACCUGGAUCCAAAAACCGACCUAAACCACCCAUCUUUGUAACAAGAGAUAGCCCAAAUGCUUUGAAAAGCCAUGUGAUGGAGGUAGCCGGUGGAGCUGAUAUAGCGGAAAGUGUCGCACAAUUCGCUAGGAAGCGUCAACGUGGCGUUUGUGUUCUAAGUGGAAGUGGUUCAGUAGCUAAUGUUACUCUUAGACAACCUUCAGCUCCUGGUGCUGUUGUAGCACUUCAUGGUAGGUUUGAGAUUUUGUCCUUAACAGGGACAUUUCUACCUGGUCCUGCUCCUCCAGGGUCAACUGGUUUAACAGUCUAUCUGGCUGGAGGACAGGGUCAGGUAGUUGGAGGUUGUGUUGUUGGAACUCUUGUUGCUGUUGGACCUGUUAUGCUUAUUUCCGCUACUUUUACUAAUGCAACUUAUGAAAGACUUCCACUUGAUGAUAAUGAUGAUGAUGAUAAUAAUAAUAAUAAUAAUAACAACGAAGGACUGAGUUCUGCGGCCGGUGCACAAGGUGGAGGUGGAUCUCCUCCGCCGGGAAUUGGAGGUCAUCAAUUGCAAGGUGGGAUUCCAGAUCCAUCUUCUUUGCCUUUAUAUAAUUUGCCACCAAACUUGUUGCCUAAUAAUGGAGGGCAGAUGGGACAUGAGGCAGCUCUUGCUUGGGCUGCUCAUGGAAGGCCACCUUACUAAGGAUGAUCAGUUGGCUUGUGUGGAUUUGCUGAUAAUUGAGAGAGGUAUAGAGAUCAUGUCUAAAAAUCAAAAUUUAGAUUUGUGAAUUUGUCUUGUAUUUUGAAGGAUAGAUAUUGGAAAAUGUUAGAGCAGUGUUGAUUUUAUAUAACUGUGAAGAAGAAGAAGAUCCUUUGUGGAAGCAUGCUUCUUAGUAUUAUUGAUGUAUAUGGAUUAUGAACUAUUUUUUCUCUCUCUUUUGUUUCUGUGUUUUGAAUAAAUAAAAGAUGACUGUGGGAGUCUUUUAAGUAGUAUA